Messenger RNA from Argiope bruennichi, 1198 nucleotides. Its product is annotated as endoribonuclease LACTB2-like. Gene Ontology annotation, cellular component: mitochondrial matrix. The transcript is spliced from 7 exons. Lineage: Eukaryota; Metazoa; Arthropoda; Arachnida; Araneae; Araneidae. The record is from RefSeq and is a predicted model, not a curated record. Gene Ontology annotation, molecular function: RNA endonuclease activity; single-stranded RNA binding. The coding region runs from base 202 to 1068 and encodes 288 amino acids.
UGAAGAAUCUGUUUUCGAUAAAUGUAAACAUUUUUUCGGAGGAUAGAUCAUUAUUCUGGAGCGAUUUCGUGUCUGAAACUCAUAUGUGCGGCUUUAAAGCUGCUCAUUAAAAUUGAUGAAUGCUUUUUCGUAUUUAGUUUCUUAAUGAAGAAAGAAAACAGUAUUGGUUAAUUUUUACGGAAAUUAUCUGAUAUUUACAGAAUGGCAACCUUUAUACCAAAGAUUAGCACAUUAUCGAGCCGUAUUAUUCGUAUACUUGGCUGUAAUCCUAGCCCAAUGACACUUCAAGGAACAAAUACUUAUCUUAUUGGUACAGGAGCGAAACGUGUAUUGUUAGACUGUGGAAAUCCUAGCGUACCGGAAUAUAUAGAUUUAUUAAAAAAUGUGUGUAGUGAACAAAAUUGUUCUCUUCAUAACAUUAUUGUCACACACUGGCACUUAGAUCAUAUUGGCGGAGUACCAGACAUAUUAAAGGAAUUAAAACUAGAUUGCACUGUAUCAAAAUUUCCAAGAGCUCCGGGUAUGGAAAAUUUACCAAAUGUUCCUGAUCUACCAUACCACUAUUUGAAAGAUGGCGAUGUAAUUACAACUGAAGGGGCCACUCUUAAAGUACUUGCUGCUCCUGGACAUACAGAUGAUCACCUUGUUCUGCUUUUAGAAGAAGAAAAUAGUCUUUUCAGUGGAGACUGUAUACUUGGUGAGGGUACAGCAGUUUUUGAAGAUCUGUUUGAUUACAUGCACAGUUUGGAGAAAAUCCUGAAGUUGGAACCAGAUAUAAUUUAUCCUGGUCAUGGUCCUGUAAUUGAAAAUCCUAAAACGAAAGUUCAAGAAUACAUUCAACAUAGAAUGCUGAGAGAGAAACAGAUUUUAGAUGCUUUAGAAGUUGCCCGACCAAAUGGUUUAUCAGCUGAAGAACUGGUGAAUCAAAUAUAUGUUACUACUCCUAAAUAUUUAUUAAAAGCUGCAGAGGUGAAUGUACUCCAUCAUCUUCAGAAAUUAAAGAAAGGAAAAGUUGUUACAGAAGAAACUUCAAAUGAUGGAGAAUGUGUAAAAUAUGUUUUGUUGUAAUCAUUUUGACAAUUAUUUUAUUAGUCAAUCCAGAUUACAAUUUAACUUUGAAUUGUUAAAGCUAUAAUACUUUAAAUGAUAUCUUGUUGAACUUUUAAUAUUUUUAAAAUUAAAAAUAUAACUAAAAAUA